AUGCAGAAGCGAUUGGUUCUCCUCGUGAUAUCUCUGGCCGCCCUCGCCUUGGCCGCCCCUGAAGGACCUCGCCCCACCUACGCCCCGCCCCUCCCUACCACCCCACCCCAGCCUACACGCCCGCCCCUCCCUACCACCCCACCCCAGCCUACACACAGACCUGCUCCGGCCUACACGCCCGCGCCCGCCCCGGCCUACAGACCUGCUCCGGCCUACGCUCCUCCAGCCUCUUAUAGGCCUGCUGCUUCUUAUGAGGCUCCUCCCAAGUACGACUUCAACUGGGUCGUGAAGGACGACUACUCCGGGAACGACUACGGCCACCAGGAGUCCCGCGACGGCUACAACACCCAGGGGUCCUACUACGUGCAGCUUCCCGACGGUCGCCUGCAGAAAGUCACCUACCACGUGGACGGCGACUCUGGCUACGUGGCCGAGGUCACGUACGAGGGACAGGCUCAGUACCAAGCCCACCAGCCUUCGUACCAUCCUACGCCUUCAUACCGUCCUACACAUAGCCCUUCAUACCGCACCACCCCCUCAUACCAUCCUACUCCCUCAUACCCACCCUCACUACCCUUCAUACCACACCACCCCGUCCUACCAUCCUACUACACCUACUUACAGACCAAGACCUACUUACAGACCCACCCCAGCAUACACUCCUGCCCCCGCGUAUGGUUAAGUAUAUUCUAGUAUGCUCCCGCACUCUACGGUGACUUCAAGUAUGUUCAAAGGGAUUAUACCAGAGCGCAAGUAUAUCUUUGGAUAGAAUGGAUAUAUGCUAAGCUUUAUUUGCAUUUGGAAAUAUAUCUCAUGUUUUGGACUAAAAAAUAUUAUAUUCCAAAAUAUGUUUAUGUGUACAGCAAGUAUUAUUUUUUUCUACUUUAUGCUUUUGAGUUUUUCAAACUGUUGGGAUUUUAUAGAUAUUUAUACAUACAUAUUUUUAGGCUUCUGAAGUUGCAAAUAUAAAAAUACUCUUU
Penaeus vannamei (Pacific white shrimp) is the source of this 980-nucleotide messenger RNA. The record is from RefSeq and is a predicted model, not a curated record. Lineage: Eukaryota; Metazoa; Arthropoda; Malacostraca; Decapoda; Penaeidae.